Messenger RNA from Penicillium diatomitis, 798 nucleotides. RefSeq lists its product as uncharacterized. The record is from RefSeq and is a predicted model, not a curated record. The coding region runs from base 1 to 798 and encodes 265 amino acids. NCBI's taxonomy places the organism in Eukaryota, Fungi, Ascomycota, Eurotiomycetes, Eurotiales, Aspergillaceae. The transcript is spliced from 2 exons.
AUGGGUGCUGCUGGCGGAGCCGUGCUCCGCUUCUUCGGCCUCGCCAUUCGAGUGCUGCAAUUCUUGGCCUCGGCGGUGAUUCUCGGCAUCUUUUCCUACUACCUGGCCAUGAUGUCGCGCCAUGGUCUCGCCAUUCCCACCUGGACCAAGGCCGUCGAGGGUCUGUCCGGUGCCGCAGCCCUAUACAGCCUGCUCGGUGCACUCUUUGUUUGCUGCCUCGGUGGCAUCGCCUUCUUUGCCUUCACGGCGAUCGUCCUGGAUAUCUGCUUCGUCGGCGCCAUGAUCGCGAUCGCUGUGAUGACCCGACACGGGACCCAGAGCUGCUCGGGCUAUGUCCAGACACCGCUGGGUGAUGGAGACGCCAGUAGUGGCGCUGAUACUCGCGCGGGCACAAGCUUCAAGAACUCCUGUAACUUGGAGAAGGCGGCGUUUGCAGUUUCCAUCAUUGGAAUCUUCUUCUUCCUCAUCUCCAUCAUCUUCCAGGUGCUCUUGGCCCGGCACCACAAGCGCGAGAAGCGUUUCGGUCCCUCCCCCGCCAACAAUUACACCUCUGGCACCAGCCGCAAAUGGUGGAGCCGUAAGAAGACCUACCCCGAGGCUUCCGGAGGUGUCGAUACCCUGCCCGCGCAUCCCACUCCUGCCGACAUCGAGCUGGGUGCAGAGAAGCAGGCACCGCAGAAGAAGCGUUUUGGCCUGUUCGGAAAGAAGAAGGAGCCCGCGCCUUUCGCUGACACCGCCCCGAACAAUGCCCGCACCGGCUACGGUUAUGGUGGCUCCGCUUACACUGGUAACAUGUGA